This is a messenger RNA of Fusarium venenatum, 222 nucleotides long. The record is from RefSeq and is a predicted model, not a curated record. Lineage: Eukaryota; Fungi; Ascomycota; Sordariomycetes; Hypocreales; Nectriaceae.
AUGUCUCGACGCAGUGUCCAAGGUAACAGUGCUCAUAUUGGAUAUGGUGACUCGCUGAGAGAUAGCCAAGUCAAAUAUGAGACCUACUCUGGCCAACCAGGAAAACAAUAUGGCCGAUGCUCUGCAGUAGUCUGCAGGACGAUAACUGUUGCCGAAAAUGUCGAGCUGCGUUGCGCCGCGUUGAAACUUGAGUCGGCCUUUGGACCAACAGGUGCUGGCUGA